AUGAGCACAGAUCUGGAGCGCCUGUCUUUGAACUCUUCCUCGGGUAACUCUGUGGCGUCCAGUGCGCGCACCUUGUCAGCCAACGUUAAGAAGCUUCACAACGCGCUCAACCUGCUGCUCAGUGACUUCGAGCGAGAGCAGUUUAUCCACUGCCUCAACGUGUACCACUCCAAGCGCAAUGUCUACGAUUUGGUCCAAACGCUCAAAGUCAUACUCAAUGUCCCGAGUAAGCGGCAGCUUUUGCCCAUGCUGCGGCUUGUCAUCCCGCGCUCGGAUCAGCUUCUCUUCGAUCAAUACACUUCAGAGGGUCUCUACCUAAAAUCCGACGCUCUUGCGCCAAAUGGUGACCCGGAAGGUGCCCACGAUGCAGCUAAUUCGAGUCCAACACACGGUGCUCGUUUCUCGGCCCAUUCGACGUCUCAGGUCGCGCUGCGCGGGUCACCAGACAACAUCAGCACCAGCAGCGAUGGGACAACGACGCUUAUUCCUCUUCUUGGCAGAAAUUUCUUACCGGAGCCGCCCGGAGAGAUCCGACAGGUUAUCCUCAAACGGCACAAAAGCAACGAGGGUUUGGGAUUUAGCAUUCGCGGAGGCUCCGAGCACGGGGUCGGGAUCUACGUGUCACUGGUGGAACCGGGUUCGCUUGCGGAAAAAGAGGGUUUGCGAAUAGGAGAUCAGAUUAUGAAAGUUAACGACAAAGUGUUUGAUCGGGUCACACACGCAGAGGCAGUUAAGGUGCUGAAGGGAAGCAAAAAGCUCUGCAUGUCGGUGCGAUCCGUUGGGCGGAUUCCUGGGGGCUAUGUCACAAAUCACGUCUACACUUGGGUUGAUCCGCUGGGCCGCAGCGUGUCACCACCUCCUGACCUGCUGGAGGAGCAUCGCAGCGCCACACUGCGCCGGUCCAACAGUCAGGGUCGCAGCCACAUGCAGCUUCUGCAGGACGGAGAUGAGAAGAAGGUGAAUCUGGUGUUGGAUGAUGGCCGUUCUUUGGGUCUUAUGAUUCGUGGGGGGGCCGAAUAUUCUUUGGGCAUCUACAUCACAGGAGUGGACCGGGGGUCUGCCGCAGAGUGCGGGGGGCUGAAGGUGGGGGAUCAGAUUCUGGAAGUGAACGGACGGAGUUUCCUGGGCAUCCCACACGAUGAGGCCGUGCGAGUGCUGAAGUCUUCUCACCAUCUGAUGAUGACGGUAAAGGAUGUCGGGCGACUGCCGCAUGCCCGCACCGUGGUGGGCGAGACCAAGUGGAUUGCCAGCUCACAGAUCACAGAGAGCUCUGCCAGCAGCAGUGUUACAGGACUGUCCCUGGACCAGGGAGCGUCAGCGUCAGGAAAGGCUGGUUUUUAUAAAGGUGUGGCAGGUUCUCAGGUCACUCUGUCCAGUUUGGUGAACCAGAGCCGGGCGAUGCUGGAGGAACAGGCCAGACAUCUGCUGACCGAACCGGAGAGGCAGACGAUGGGUUACUAUAUCCAGGAGUAUCGAGACGGUCACAUCGGGGUUGAGCAGCUCGUACUGGCACUCUUUGAAUUAUUCAAUACACACGCCAAGUUUUCUCUUCUGUCUGAAGUGAGGGGGAUUGUGACCCCUCAGGAUGUGGAGAAGUUCGAUGGGCUGGUCCUGAGACGAGAGAUUGAAGCUCUGAAAGCGAGACAGGGGGGAGCAGGCUUCCAUGACUCAUUCUCGAUGGUGUCUUACCCCGACACUCUGGCCUCCUCCUCAGCCAGUUUUAUGACCAACACGACCCUCAGCUCCGCAAGGGAAAGACUGCUCUGGCUCAUAGACAUGAUGGAGAGCGACGGUACGGCGGAGAACAACGGGGAACAGUCUGUGGAGGAGAGCAACGCCCUGCCUGACGUGUCUCUGGAUGAGGUACAGUCCAUCUUAGAUUCCCCUCCCUCCUUUAAACCACCUCCUCCCCCAGGGGUCCCACGGCGUCCCAGUCGAAAGGCCACGCUUAGUAAACGGCCAUCUUCCACCUCGUCCCAAUCUGGCUUAUACUUCACCGCCCCUUCCCGCACCCUGACCAAAGAUCUAAAGCACCCCAAACCACCUAAACAUCACAGUUCUCCCCCUGAAGCCCCCAAAAUAGACAUCCCGGUACCUCAGCUGUCAAUGGUUAGUCAGCAUCCUAUCGGACCUUUCCCUCGUGUCCAGUCUCCUAGCAAAGUAAAACAAUCUAUCCGAACUCAGUCGGUUCCACCACCUGCCCCAAGUGUUCCCGCACCCCCCGGACCCCCACCCCCAUUCCCCGAUAAACCCGCCCCUUCCUCUCCAGCAUCCAAUCAGCAUUUUGUAAUGGUGGAAGUACACAGGCCAAAUGCAGAGCCGGAUGUGAAUGAGGUGCGACCGCUGCCACAGGCUCGAGGAGGAGCAUUAUCUCAGCUCUCAGACAACGGACAGACACUUAGUGAAGACAGCGGUGUGGACAUCGCCGAAUCUGGACGUGUUAGUAAGGACAGCAGCCCACGUCCAGCUCGCACCAGAAACCAACGGGAUGGACGAGAAACAUCCGCCAAACCGCCUGGUAUGUUGGAACCGACCUCUGCUCUCGUGCGAGUGGCAAAAAGUGCCAGUACAUUGGGCAUUGCAAUAGAAGGCGGAGCAAACACACGUCAACCUCUUCCCCGCAUUGUUACCAUACAGAGAGGUGGUUCCGCCCAUAACUCUGGACAACUGAAGGUGGGCCAAGUAAUCCUAGAGGUAAAUGGAGUGUCACUUCGAGGAAAGGAACAUCGGGAGGCUGCACGUCUCAUUGCCGAGGCCUUUAAAACCAAAGAGAAAGACUACAUUGACUUCUUGAUCACAGAGUUAAAUGUGGCUCUAUAGGACCCACGAUCCCCGUGAUGCUCUCCUCCUGUAUCAUUAAAGAGCUCCGGGACCCAGCGACAUGUCUUGCCAUGAUUAAUCCCAGAAUCCUGUUACGAUAUAGACUUCCAGUCAUCUUCCUCCGUGAUGUUUGACAGCAUACAGCGUUGGAAAGGCCAUCCUGCGUGAAACAACCCCUGUUGACCUUUCAGACUGCAAAUGCCAGGACAGAGCAAAAGUUCAGUUUUUUCUGGCCAGUUUGUUCUAAAAGAUGGAUUCAUCUUUCCAGUUUAUUCUUUAUCAGCCACUGAAAUUUAAUGACAUUUGUUCAGCUGACUGCAAUACGGCGAGAUAUGAAGCUUUGAUCUUUUGACAUGCGGGGAACAGAUCCAAC
Messenger RNA from Triplophysa dalaica, 3193 nucleotides. RefSeq names its product whirlin a (gene whrna). Gene Ontology annotation, cellular component: cilium; photoreceptor inner segment; plasma membrane. Gene Ontology annotation, biological process: sensory perception of sound; auditory receptor cell stereocilium organization. NCBI's taxonomy places the organism in Eukaryota, Metazoa, Chordata, Actinopteri, Cypriniformes, Nemacheilidae. Gene Ontology annotation, molecular function: protein binding. The coding region runs from base 1 to 2820 and encodes 939 amino acids. The transcript has 13 exons. The record is from RefSeq and is a predicted model, not a curated record.